AGGAGCUUGCGCACGCGAGCCUUUUUUCCGGACUUCCGCUAGAUAUAUCAGUACUAGGCUCAUGAUUUAUUGUUUCAAAUCCGUAUCCGGAAUUAUUUCUAUUUGUGUUUAGCAGCCUGAUGUCCUAGUCGAGUUGACGUAUUAGAUUUACUAAAAAGGUAGUACGUGUGAAUAUCUUCUAGUCGACCGCUUGUAAGUACCACCAAUAACAAUCACACGAAUUCGGCAUAGCUGGCGCAUCAAAUCAGGUGUGAUCAUGGAAACAUCGAUGACCAUGAUGAAGAUGUUUGAUCAAACCGGCGAUCAACACCCGACUUGUGUCACGCCAAGAUGAAAGCAGGGACGGAAAAGUUAUUUGGCAUGGCGGCUGAUGAACAAGCCGAGCGGCAGCGGCAGCCCGCGACCACCCGUUUUUUCGCGACCGUCCUGGCAUAUUGCAGUAGUUGUGCACGCAGAACACGAAGCGUGGUGCGUCCUCUUGUGGAUCCUUUCGACAGGAAAACCACGUGGACAACCGCGGGCGUGUUGCGAACACUCUUUCCUUGCUUUUUCAACCGCCGUAAUGCUAGUGCGCAGCAGGGAGAGGGACACGCGCAGCGCUCCGGACCAGCUCCGCUGGCUUCGGGCGCAGCGGUCGCACCGGAAGAUGCGGCAGCUCGCAGCACACAGGGCACCUACAACACCGUUGGGGCGGCGCGACAGAGCAACAGCAAUAGGCAGCAAGAGCACCACCUUCUUGCCCCACCUCGUGGUCCUACCACCGCUGCAAUAUCAAGCGGGAAGCGCAAGUCCUGCUCGGAUUUUUGCAAGUGGCUUUGGAGCCUGUUUUUGCUUCUGUGUUUCCCGCUCGUCCUCGUGAUUUGGACCCUGCUUUGGGGGGAAACGAACAACGUACUUACGGUGCGCGACCUCUCCGGCGAGGUCACGUUUAUCCCACUCACGCUGGAAUUUCUAUUGUUUUACCUUGCGAAGCAGGUUUGCGGGGUCUACUCGGUAUUCUGGCUCUGCAGAAGUGCAAUGGUGGUGGUUCGCCCUGCAGAAUCGAAUAAAAGGAAACGCGAACUGGCGGAGCAAGCCAACAUGAUGACAGCAUCAACUAGAUACCAUUUAAAAACGCCUAACAACGCGGCUCCUGCCGUGACCGCCGAAGAUGAACAUCCUGUGGGUUCUGGUGUCGACAGUCAGGGUUCAGUUCGGCUGAUGUCCCCUAGCUCAUCUAACUCCGACAUCGACGGACAAGCAGCAGCGCGAACAUUUGGCGCUAGUAAAACAGCAAUAUCGUGUCCUGCAGCGUGUGCAUUGACCCCGUUGCCUGUCUUGUACACCAUCGGAGCCUCGUGCUCCCUUGCGACCCAGAUCGGGUACUGCGUCAUCGCUUUUGCGGCAGCAAAAACGACGGCGACUACAGCUGCAUAUUCUCCACCCCCUCCUGCCGUCGUGCCUGGGUCAACAUUCGGCGCCGAGGUAAUUUUUCUGUUCUGCCUGCUGUUUCUUUUUUCCAGCUACUUCCUGUGGCUGCAAUACGUGUUCCUGCGCAAAGUUCUGCAGCGCGGGGGUGCUACAGCUUCUGUGACUGACGGUUUCCAGCCGGACGGAGCGAACCAAGGUGCAACAGGAGGAGGAGCUGCCGCAGAAUUCGUCUACCUGAAGCGCGACAGCUUGAUGUCCCGAGCGGUGAUCACUAUUUUGAUCCUCUCGGCGAUCUGCGACCUGUGUUUUUUCCGCGGGGUAUUGGUCUCCUGGGUCUCCUUUUCGCAUCCGGACCUGACAAGACCCUACUACGGCUUCUUCGCCGAUUUGACGAGAACGGCAGCAACUAGUAACGGGGCUGCGCAACUACAGGAACAGCCGACUUUGACCCGUCGGAUCUCAUCCCAGGUCCUCCUCCAGCAGCAGCAGGAGGUGUUUUGGUGUUUUUGCACGAAAGCAGUCGUAGUGAUUCUCUGGUGUUGCGGCUUCCUGUUCGCCGGCUUUCUGGCUUUCCUCCACAGCGCCGCGUUCUUGACCUAUUUGCGAGGGGCCGCACCGGGAGUAGAGCUACAGAUUGCGCGGGACGAAAAGCUGAGGAGAAGUGCAAGUUCCGGGCUUGAUACUUUUUCGUCAUCCAAACCUCACGAAUACCACCGCGACAAGGAGGAGCAGGAAGAACAGUGCGGCCAUUUUCAACCGCGAGAUGACGGCAGCCACACUCAACAUGCACGUCCACCUGAGACAGGCACGAUUGCUCGUAAGGAAGACAAAGUUCUGAUCACCAUCGAGGACGAGGAAAGACGAAACCCCAAACUUUUAGUUGCAGUGAGUUUCUUCACUCUGACAACCCUCUACCUUACCAUGGUCGGUCUCUACAGCCCCGCGGGCACCUUUCCCCUCCCCCGCGGCUUUUUUAACCUGGACUUUGAGCUGUUAGUGACCGAAAGCCACCAAAUUCGCCCCAGCGUCGGUUUCUCGCAGAUGUACGACCUGUGUGUGUCCUUCUUCUUGCGUGGCGGCCUCGCCACGUUCUUUUUCUGCAGCGUGGCAUGUGGAACCACCGCGUGCCAUCGUAGCGGACAUGGAGCAAGUUGUGUUAAAAAGUACGGGAAGAGCAGAAUCAGCAUAGUGCGAAAAGAAGAGGAGCGGGUGGAAGUGGAUCAGGGUCACCAGCACUUUGCUGCAGAGGAUGGAACGCCAAGGCCGAGGUUGUUCUCUUCAUCCGCAACGGAUGAGCAACAAAUAGGAGCCGGUCAGCCCGCAGUGCGGACAUCACCACGUUCCGCAAAUAAAACUCCAGUGCGCCGGGAAGCGUCAUGUUUGGGAGAACAAGAUGCAGCGCUGAGCGGCGAUCUUCGACAUCACCAGGCAGCUGCUCCGACAGGAGCCGUCAACAACCUUUCUCUCCCUGCAACACUGACACGACAAAUGGAAAGUGUUCCCACAGCCGCAAGCAGGUCACCUUCAGGCUCGCACAUGAUUAGGCGAGAAAACCAGACCCUCGAGCAGCCGACGACCCCCGCCUCGGCGAAGAUCAUAAACUCGUCGCGUCAAGAUGAUUAUCUCGAUCUUCCUCAUCGCACAGUGUACCAAGAACACGAGGCUGAGAUAUUCAACCGCCCAUCUUCUUGUCAUCCCGUUCCAGUGACGGCACGACUACAACAUGAUCAUGAUGAUCUCCAGCCUAUCUCGAACCACACUCUUCCCUUCCGCAUGGUGCUGCUGGUCACGAGUUUCGUCUUGCUUUUCUUCAGGCACUUCUUUUUCGAGCUCAUACCGGCGUUUAGUUUUCACGGGGGGCACGACGUUUGGCUGCAUUUGCUGCGGCACGUGAUCGCGUUGCUGCUCUACUCGGGACAGGUGCUGUUUGCGCUGAAAUACCUGCACUUGCAAGAGCAGGUCAAGGCGUUGCAGAGGAGGCUGACGAUUUUGGUGAACAGGAGACGUAGACUUCUGUGUGCAGUAGAUGAAGAGCGGGAACGUUCUAGUAGCGCCCACAACCGCCCAGAGCAACUCUCUGUCGCGGAUAGCGUGACCACGAUGACGCCACAGCAAACCAAUCAUAAUGACCAUGUCGGAACUUCUGGAUCAAAGGAUGCCGGUCUCUUCACGAAUACCAGCAACGUCAUGUCAAGACGACCGUCCUUGCGCGGAAGCUCGGCUUCGGUGCAUCGAGAUCGCUUUGUUGUUGAGCAGACCGACCAUAACCAUUUAGCACACUCCGAGCAGGAGGAGCAAAACACCAGUCUGCUUGCCGCACGCGCGGCUGAGCCACCGGAUGAGGACGGGCACCGAACAAGACGUGAAGAAAUACUAGACGGAGGACAAGCUGCAGCCGCCGUGGAUUCUUCUCCUUCUUCGUCGUCACGAGCACCAGAGCAGGUGCCACUUCCAAAUCAUUUUUCCAUCGGGUACGGCGACAGAAAUAUUAACCGGGAAAAAGAUCGGCCGAGAUCAUCCUCUUCCUCACCGCGUCAAGACGAGAGAUCCUCCGAUCGACGACCGAGCAUGAUGUUGCCUGUGCUCGCCCGAGAGAUGAACAAACACCCUGAGGCAGAUACGUCUUCAUCCCCUCCUCGUCCUACCCCACGACUGCGCGCCGCACCGCGUUCAUCAACAGUCACGACCACGUUCCAGAUCACGCAAAACACGUCAACCACGCCGGGAUUCGGACUGAUCGCGACUUUGUCGUUCCUCUUCGCCGACUCGGUCUGCCGCAACACCUGUGUGGCGAUCGAAGACAGCUUGGCAAAAGAUCCCAGCCAUUUGUACGGAAACACGCGGUGCUGCGACUACCCCGGGUUUCGUGUUCAACAAGAGGGGUUCUACAAUAACAAGGCGAUGCUAAAGGAACUGGAAAAAAUCGCCGUACUGGUGGAGAAUGCAGAUAGAAAUGAGAGCGACCCCGCGGCAUUUGGGAACAAGAGCGACGGACUCCUCCAGAACGGCCCAGAAGAGAACGCAAAGAACGAAGAGAAAAAGAACGACCUGAAAAGUGGCGAAGAUGCAGGUCUGCCGCAGUCCGUACUGACGAAGCUCGGGCGUGCUGAUUUUAUCGAUCAGACACGUUUGUGGCUCGAGCAGAAUGUUUGCGUCGCAAGGCGAAGCAGUCGGGCGGGAGCGAACGGCUCCUAUCUUGCGCGAAGCGAAGAUGGCCUGUGGGACAUAGGCGACGAUGUCCGUACGCCCUCUAUUUUCACGGGACCAGUACUUGAUAGCGACGGUGGCCUCGGCGGAAAAGAAAAACCUCCGGAUAAAGAAUCGUCUUCAGUCUUCGAUGACGCCGAUGAAUCAGACGCGCUUCGCGAGCAAGACGACAAGACAAAACCGCAACGGGGCCUGAUUCUUGCACCAUCGUUGCAGGGAACAAAAGCGUUUGACGAGCUUCUGGGAAGGGUCAAGCAAGCGUUUUAUUACGACCAGAACCCGCGGAGUCUAGAACUGCUGUUCUUCUUCAUCUGCCUGGUGUUGUUCCUGGGGUGAUAGAUCGACGAGGAAGCUGCGCCAAGUUAGCGCUAUUGUUCAUUGACAUUGAGCAAGAUGGUAGAAAAAUUUCUGUUUUUUCCCACAUGUUCCGUUUUUUACUUUCCACACGUGCGCUGGGCCCGUCGCCCUACCUCUAUCAUUUUUAUUGACAUCUACAUCUACCGCGACACAUUGAGCGCCAGUAACAUACGUUGUUUUUUUGGCUAGGAGGAGUAGCAUCAUCUAGAUCAUCUCCACUUCAUGAAUAAUUUAAUGACCAGACUUUUUCGCACCCGCAUAUUUCAUUUAUCAAACGACCGCCGUCGCCUUGGUGAAGAUGAUGACCGACGAUGUGGUUGAGGUCCACCUCGUGAUCAACAAUUUUCUGCCGUGAUGCGACACAUAGCAAUGAAACGACAGUGCAGACGAGCAGCGUCUACCGUUGCCACCGAUUAGCUAAGUGAGUACCAUCGACCGAGUCUUCAAUGUCUGUGCCAUUGCUGU
This is a messenger RNA of Amoebophrya sp. A120, 5439 nucleotides long. NCBI's taxonomy places the organism in Eukaryota, Dinophyceae, Syndiniales, Amoebophryaceae. The record is from the annotation of a GenBank genome assembly.